Molecule: messenger RNA, 909 nt
Organism: Aspergillus melleus
Lineage: Eukaryota; Fungi; Ascomycota; Eurotiomycetes; Eurotiales; Aspergillaceae
Product: flavin reductase family protein
Exons: 1
Coding region: 1-909 (302 amino acids)
Molecular function (GO): FMN binding
Source: RefSeq, a predicted model, not a curated record
AUGGGUUCCACUGCAGCGGCAGCAGCAACAAAAACACCACACCACUCACAAUUGAAUUACAAGAUUGUCGAAAAAGUGGAAAACUUCGAAAAAACGCAAGCCAACCGACCGGACUUCGACCACUCCAACGCGCCGAUCGAGGUGACCAAAUCGCCCGAUCCCAACUGGCAGUACGGUGACGGCGUGAACGACAAUGGCGCGAGUCUCAGCAAACCAUACCGCGAGAUCGAUCCCUACGCCACGGACCGGGCGACGGUGAACAACUACCGUCUCCUCAUCUCGGGGGUAGCGCCGCGACCGAUCGGAUUCUUGAGCACAGUGUCGGGGGACGGCAAGACCAAGAAUCUUUCCCCCUUCAGCUACUUCCAGGUCAUUGAACAUGAUCCGCCGAUGUUCAUCGUUGGAUUCUCAUCACGACCGGGCCGCGUCAAGGACACGUACCGCAAUCUGAAAGAGACCGGAGAGUGCGUGAUCAACACAGUAUCAGAAAACAUGAUCGAGGCCGUGAACGCGUCAUCCAUCGACGCGCCCUACGGGGUGUCUGAAUGGGACGUAUCAGGUCUUCACGAAGCUCCCACGACGACGGUCAAGGCGUCGCGGGUCCAGGAAUCGGUCUUCUCAGUCGAGGGCAAGGUGGUCGAUAUCAAGGAGUUUGAGGACCACGUCCAGCCAGGCAUGAGCAUCGCUUCGUUGGUUUUGGUCAAGGCGACUAUGUUCUGGGUUCAGGAAGACGCCGUCAAUGCGGAGGGUAGUCAUAUCGAUUUGGAGAAACUUCGUCCGCUGGGCCAGUUAGGAGGCAUGUCGUAUGGGCGCGUCUCGUCGACGUUUGAGCUACCACGGAAGCGGUGGCAGGAUGAGCAGCCGAAUAGCGAGGUAUUAACUAAAUUGGAGCAAUCCAAACCGGAAUAG